AUGCAGAAGAAUCAAUCUUCCGUAUUGUAUUUCCAGCUUCUAGGGUUUCAGAAUGCCCAAAGUCUCAAGAUUCCACUCUUCUGCUUCUUUCUUAUAAUUUACAUUAUUAUCUUGUUAGGGAAUUUUCUAAUCAUGGUGCUGGUAUUAUUGAGUCAAAAACUCAGAUCACCUAUGUAUUUCUUCCUGAGCCAUCUCUCACUCUGUGAUGUGUUUUGCACUACCAAUAUCAUACCAAACAUGCUACAUAUUUUACUGUUAGAGGUGGUUCCCAUGCCUGUGGCAGAGUGCCUUCUCCAAUUCUACCUUUUUGGUUGCUCAACGUCUACAGAAUCGCUCCUGCUUACGGUGAUGUCCUAUGAUCGAUACUUGGCCAUAUGUUACCCUCUGCAUUACCUUUCGAUCAUGGGCGCCCAUCUCCGUCUCCAUUUGGUUGCUUGGUCUUGGCUUUUAGGUUUCUGCUUAACACUGAUACCAGGACUUCUGGUGAGCACAUUAGAGUUCUGUGGUCCUAACACAAUUGACCAUUUCUUCUGUGACCUGGCCCCUUUCCUUAAACUUUCAUGUUCUGAUGUUUAUAUGGUAGAAACAGAAAUAAUUGUGUGUUCAAUACCCAUCAUUCUCUUUCCCUUUUUCUUCAUCAUGAUGACCUACGUCAACAUUUUUCUGACGAUACUGAAGAUUCCCUCUAAGGCGGGAAGACAGAAAGCCUUCUCUACGUGCAGUUCCCAUUUAAUUGUAGUGUGCACGUAUUAUGGGACUCUCAUUAUAGUCUACAUGGUUCCUACCAAAGGACAUUUCACCGGCAUCAACAAAGUCCUGUCGUUGCUGUAUAUCAUUGUCACUCCUUUUUUCAAUCCUAUCAUAUACAGCUUAAGGAAUAAGGAAUUGCAGGUUGCAAUGAGAAAAAUAGUUUGUAAUAUGUAG
Nanorana parkeri is the source of this 924-nucleotide messenger RNA. Its product is annotated as olfactory receptor 11A1-like. Gene Ontology annotation, biological process: G protein-coupled receptor signaling pathway. The transcript has a single exon. Gene Ontology annotation, molecular function: olfactory receptor activity; G protein-coupled receptor activity. Gene Ontology annotation, cellular component: membrane. NCBI's taxonomy places the organism in Eukaryota, Metazoa, Chordata, Amphibia, Anura, Dicroglossidae. The record is from RefSeq and is a predicted model, not a curated record. The coding region runs from base 1 to 924 and encodes 307 amino acids.